Arachis stenosperma is the source of this 1156-nucleotide messenger RNA. RefSeq lists its product as uncharacterized. Bases 245 to 1030 code for a protein of 261 amino acids. The transcript is spliced from 7 exons. The record is from RefSeq and is a predicted model, not a curated record. NCBI's taxonomy places the organism in Eukaryota, Viridiplantae, Streptophyta, Magnoliopsida, Fabales, Fabaceae.
GGAGAUUACAAUAGGAAAAAAAUUAUUGAUUAAUUUAAAUUUUGUAAUAUUAAAUUAAUUCGAUGGAAUUUUCACUUUAAAAAGGGGAUUUUUUUUGAAAUAAUAAUAAUAAUAAAUAUUAAAUAAUAAACCAAUGGGAUUUUGUUGCGCUGAGCUGUGCGUUGCUGCUAGGUGGAAUUAGGGUUUGGAAUUGGGGUAAGAACGUUGAAUCCUAAUCAGACAAGCUGAGAUUUUUCAGGGAAUCAUGGAAAGUUCAAAUCAAAGCGCCAACCUUGAUGACGAUGAUAUCGCCAUAACCACAAUACCUUCGACUGUAAACGCGUACCUUAGUCCUUCUUACUGGGAUCAAAGGUUCACCAAGGAAGAGCAAUAUGAAUGGUUCAAGGAUUAUUCCCAUUUUCGCCACCUCAUUCAACCCCAUCUCACACCUCAUUCCUCUGUAUUAGAGCUUGGAUGUGGAAACUCUCAAAUGUGUGAAGAAUUGCAUAGGGAUGGGGCAAUCAAUAUAACAUGCAUUGAUUUGUCAACUGUUGCUGUGGAGAGGAUGCAAAAGCGGUUGCUUUCGCAGGGAUUAAAAGACAUCAAAGUGCUGCAAGCUGAUAUGAUAGAGCUACCUUUCGAAGAUGAAUGUUUUGAUUUGGUUAUUGAGAAGGGAACUAUGGAUGUAUUGUUUGUGGACAGUGGCGACCCAUGGAAUCCGAGGCCUGAAACUAUGUCCAAGGUUAUGGCAACAUUGAAAGGAGUUCACAGGGUUUUGAAAGCAGAUGGCACAUUUAUCUCAAUAACUUUUGGCCAGCCGCAUUUCCGACGCCCUAUAUUUAAUGCGCCGGAGUUCAGCUGGUCUGUUGAGUAUGCUACUUUUGGUGAAACCUUCCACUAUUUUGUCUAUGUUCUGAAGAAGGGAAAGAGGUUAUCAUAUGAUGAUGUACCUGUUAAGAGGUUUGAAGCAGCGCCAAUUAAUCUAUUUCAUGAAGAGUUAGAAAGUGAAGAUUUUGCUUUUAGAAUUAAUGUUGAUGAAUUGAACUGUUAAGAGUGUAUUAUUGGAAGUUUUGUUUAACAAUUUUGAUUCACUUGCUUUGAAGGAUGGAAUUAAGUUACCCAUCACAUUUAGACAUAUUGAUGUUGUACUAAUGUAGUAAAUUCUAUUGAAAACUAA